This is a messenger RNA of Blastocystis hominis, 576 nucleotides long. RefSeq lists its product as hypothetical. Gene Ontology annotation, molecular function: phosphoric diester hydrolase activity. The transcript is spliced from 2 exons. Gene Ontology annotation, biological process: lipid metabolic process. The coding region runs from base 1 to 576 and encodes 191 amino acids. NCBI's taxonomy places the organism in Eukaryota, Bigyra, Opalinata, Blastocystidae. The record is from RefSeq and is a predicted model, not a curated record.
AUGGUUCUAUCUGCUUUCUACCUGCAAUUCAAUAAGGUUCACACCAUCUCGCAAUAUUAUUCCAUCACAGAUCAGCUUAAUCUUGGCGUUCGACAUAUCGAGUUAGACAUCCACUAUUUUCACAGUCAUUUGCGUGUUUCUCAUUGUGGCUUUUCGGUGGGAGUAAUAAACUAUUUGUUUUACGGACUGGAAUAUAUUUUGGGGUGGAUGGAUUUUAAGUAUGAUACGGAUACUAUCGGGUGUUUUCCUUCCUUCAACGGAGUUCCUUCUGAGGAUCAACUUCGAAUUGAGACGAUUCUGGAGGAAAUUCGAAACUGGCUGGAGAAUCCAUCCAAUCGCGAUGAAUUGAUUGUUCUGUAUCUAGAUGUCAGUGCAAAUUUGAAACGCUGGAAACAGGAAGAAGCGCUUUCGAUGGCCUUUUGGUCGAUCUUAGGGGACCGAAUUGUUUUGAACAAUGAUACGAGACCUCUUCUAGAGUUAGUUCGUUCGAAUAAACGAAUCAUUGUUGUGUCUCGUAGACCUAUCGAGAAUAGUUACCAGUUAUUCCACUUCACAGGACAAGAAAACACUUGUUAA